Molecule: messenger RNA, 360 nt
Organism: Pteronotus mesoamericanus
Lineage: Eukaryota; Metazoa; Chordata; Mammalia; Chiroptera; Mormoopidae
Gene: BSPH1
Product: binder of sperm protein homolog 1
Exons: 3
Coding region: 1-351 (116 amino acids)
Biological process (GO): sperm capacitation
Cellular component (GO): cell surface
Molecular function (GO): heparin binding
Source: RefSeq, a predicted model, not a curated record
AUGGGGCUGCGCGCAGGGAUCCUGCUGCUUCGGGUCUGCUGGCUUCUCAGCAUGGCCACCAAUUCCCUCGAAGAUGGCAAGUGUUUCUUCCCAUUCCGCUAUAACAAAGGCGUGUUCUACGACUGCAUCAUGUUCGAGUCCAAACACAAGUGGUGCUCCUUGACUGCGACUUUCAAAGGCUACUGGAAGUACUGCUCGGCAGACGACGUGGCAAAAUGUGUGUUUCCCUUCUGGUACAGACGCACGAUCUACUGGGAAUGUACGGAAGACUCGGACGCGUUUGGGAAAAAAUGGUGUUCGCUGACUCAGAAUUAUAACAAGGAAAAGGUUUGGAAAUAUUGUGGUUCGUGAGGAGAUUUC